AUGGCUCCCGCAACUGGCCCCGACCACCCUGACAAGAAGAAGGCUCACUUGAUGGAUGCCUCUGGUGCCGAGCGCAAGGAUGAAGAUGACACCGCAACCGCCAUCCUCAAAAAGAAGAAGAAGCCCAACCAGCUGAUGGUUACCGACGCCGUCAACGAUGACAAUUCUAUUAUUGCGCUGUCCAACGCUACCAUGGACUCCCUCCAGCUGUUCCGUGGCGACACCGUUCUCGUCCGCGGCAAGAAGAGGAAGGACACUGUCCUGGUUGUCCUUGGUGACGAUGAUCUCGAUGAUGGCAGCUGCCGCAUGAAUCGUGUUGUACGACACAACUUGCGUGUGAAGCACGGUGAUGUCGUCACCAUUCACCCUUGCCCAGAUAUCAAAUACGCCAAGCGCAUCGCUGUUCUGCCCAUCGCCGAUACCGUCGAAGGCCUGACUGGCUCGUUGUUCGACGUCUUCCUUGCCCCAUAUUUCCGCGAGGCCUACCGCCCUGUCCGCCAGGGUGAUCUAUUUAUUGCUCGCGGUGGCAUGAGACAAGUCGAGUUCAAGAUCGUCGAGGUCGACCCCCCAGAGUACGGUAUCGUUGCACAAGACACAGUCAUCCACUGUGAGGGUGAGCCCAUCCAGCGUGACGAGGAGGAGAACAACUUGAACGAGGUCGGCUACGACGACAUUGGUGGAUGCAGGAAGCAGAUGGCCCAGAUUCGUGAGAUGGUCGAGCUUCCCCUGCGUCACCCACAGCUCUUCAAGUCCAUCGGUAUCAAGCCUCCACGCGGUGUGCUACUAUUCGGUCCUCCGGGUACCGGAAAGACUCUGAUGGCCCGAGCCGUCGCCAAUGAGACGGGUGCCUUUUUCUUCCUGAUUAAUGGCCCUGAGAUCAUGUCCAAAAUGGCCGGUGAAUCCGAGUCCAACCUCCGAAAGGCUUUCGAGGAGGCUGAGAAGAACUCCCCAGCCAUCAUCUUCAUCGACGAAAUUGAUUCCAUCGCCCCCAAGCGUGAGAAGACCAACGGUGAGGUCGAGCGUCGUGUCGUUUCUCAGCUCCUGACCCUCAUGGACGGCAUGAAGGCCCGCUCCAACGUCGUCGUUAUGGCUGCCACCAACCGUCCCAACUCUAUCGAUCCCGCCCUGCGUCGCUUCGGCCGUUUCGAUCGCGAGGUCGACAUUGGUAUCCCUGACCCAACCGGCCGUCUUGAGAUUCUGCAGAUCCACACCAAGAACAUGAAGCUCGGCGAUGACGUCGACCUGGAGCAGAUUGCCGCCGAGACCCACGGUUACGUCGGUUCUGAUGUUGCCGCCCUCUGCUCCGAGGCUGCCAUGCAGCAGAUUCGUGAGAAGAUGGAUCUGAUUGAUCUCGAUGAGGACACCAUUGACGCCGAGGUUCUCGACUCUCUUGGUGUCACCAUGGAGAACUUCCGAUUCGCCCUUGGCGUCUCCAACCCAUCUGCUCUCCGCGAGGUUGCCGUCGUCGAGGUGCCCAACGUCCGUUGGGAGGAUAUUGGUGGCCUGGAGGGAGUCAAGCAGGAGCUCAAGGAGCAAGUCCAAUACCCUGUUGACCACCCCGAGAAGUUCCUCAAGUUCGGCAUGUCACCCUCUCGUGGUGUCCUCUUCUACGGACCCCCCGGUACGGGUAAGACGAUGUUGGCCAAGGCUGUUGCAAACGAGUGCUCUGCCAACUUCAUCUCCGUCAAGGGUCCUGAGCUGCUGAGCAUGUGGUUCGGCGAGUCUGAGAGCAACAUUCGUGACAUCUUUGACAAGGCCCGCGCUGCUGCGCCCUGCAUUGUCUUCCUGGACGAGUUGGACUCUAUCGCCAAGGCUCGUGGCGGCUCCGUGGGCGACGCCGGUGGUGCCUCGGACCGUGUUGUCAACCAAUUGCUGACCGAGAUGGACGGCAUGACUUCCAAGAAGAACGUGUUUGUCAUUGGUGCUACCAACCGACCUGAGCAGCUUGAUCCCGCUCUGUGCCGUCCUGGCCGUCUCGACUCCCUCAUCUACGUGCCUCUGCCCGAUGAGGCGGGUCGUCUUGGAAUCCUCCAGGCCCAGCUCCGCAAGACUCCUGUGGCUGGUGAUAUCGACCUGUCUUUUAUUGCCUCCAAGACCCACGGCUUCUCUGGCGCCGAUCUGGGCUUCAUCACUCAGCGUGCGGUCAAGCUGGCCAUCAAAGAGUCCAUCGCUCUCGACAUCGAGCGGACCAAGGCUCGCGAGGCUGCUGGUGAGGAUGUUGACAUGGAAGACGACGCCGAGGACCCCGUUCCCGAGCUUACGAAACGCCACUUCGAGGAGGCCAUGCAGAUGGCUCGCCGCUCUGUCACCGAUGUUGAGAUCCGCCGUUAUGAGGCCUUUGCUCAACAGAUGAAGAAUGCAGGUCCAGGAGCCUACUUCCAGUUCCCCGACGCUGACUCGGCCGCCAACAACGCCGCCGCUGACUUCGGUGACGCGGGCAACGAUGAUGGUCUGUACGACUGAGCAUACCCUCAAAAGAUUGCACGACAUCAUUGAUCCCUGUAUUCUACGUCUUUCGUCCUUUUUUUUUCCUGGUGGGAAGGGCUGUGGUCGAGAAUGGUGCACACGCAAAUAGGCUGGUCGUUGGCACGAGCAGCUAUCUGUAAGCAGCCCUGGCUGAUGGCAUUGAAGACGCUUGUGCCUAGAAAGUUUUGGGAGUAGACGACCUCGGACAGGUCUUCUGGACGUUGGGCUGGCAUGCUAGGGAGCAAGUUCUUUAAACUCUUUAUCGACAAAAGGAGUUCUCGCCCCGGGCCAAUUUCUCCAUACAUAGAGACUGAGAUCUUGGAGUUUGCCGGUUACCUGGUACAGGCGAUCUGGAUCACGAUAGAUUUCCUUAAUGAGACACUGCUUUAUUGAAUCU
Cryphonectria parasitica EP155 is the source of this 2863-nucleotide messenger RNA. RefSeq lists its product as uncharacterized. Gene Ontology annotation, molecular function: polyubiquitin modification-dependent protein binding; ATP hydrolysis activity; ATP binding. The transcript is spliced from 4 exons. NCBI's taxonomy places the organism in Eukaryota, Fungi, Ascomycota, Sordariomycetes, Diaporthales, Cryphonectriaceae. Gene Ontology annotation, biological process: autophagosome maturation; mitotic spindle disassembly; retrograde protein transport, ER to cytosol. The record is from RefSeq and is a predicted model, not a curated record. Gene Ontology annotation, cellular component: cytosol; VCP-NPL4-UFD1 AAA ATPase complex; nucleus. The coding region runs from base 1 to 2463 and encodes 820 amino acids.